Molecule: messenger RNA, 878 nt
Organism: Salpingoeca rosetta
Lineage: Eukaryota; Choanoflagellata; Craspedida; Salpingoecidae
Exons: 2
Coding region: 165-878 (237 amino acids)
Cellular component (GO): plasma membrane
Molecular function (GO): protein binding
Source: RefSeq, a predicted model, not a curated record
CAACGGUGCAUACGCGACGCCCAAACACCACUUGGGUGGCGAACGGCAGCACGAAAGCUGUGGGAAGUGGCGCAAAAACCAGGGUCGCGUGUGGGUAGUGGUGUGCUCGAUCCUCAAUCCUCGUCGCAGCGCAGCAGGACAACGAGCAACAUCCACACCCUGCCAUGGCGCACAUUGGGGCACGAGGACUGCUGAGCUCGGAACGUGGGCUGGGCCCAUCAUUGCGCACGCGCACGAUUGAUGUCAUUCUUGCAGCAGGGGCAACAAAGAAACACCUUGUUGGUGAUGAUGAUGAGGAAGGCGCGCCGCAUGCCAAUGCCAGGAGGGACGAAAGUCAAGGUGAAUAUGGGCAGGGUUUGGAUUUUUCGGUCCGGGGUGGGCGAGAACAUGGCAUCCCCAUCGUCGUGUCCAGUGUGGAGAAAGGCGGCGCAGCCUGCAAGGCGGGACUCGAGGUCGGCCACGAGAUCUUGGCCGUCAACGCCACCAGCUUGCACAACGCCACCCACAGCGAAGGUGUGCAGGCGCUGGCAGCGGCUUGUGCAGGAACGAAAUGUGGUGGAUUUGGCGCCAACUCACCCAUACAAGCAGCACCCGCGGCGCCAGUGAACAGCGGCACAAGCGAAGACGAUGAACAGCAGCAACAGCAGCCGCCGCCGCAGCAGGGGCCCAUCGUCAUCUCUCUCACGGUCCGCCUCAACCCUCUCCUCAAAGGCUGCAUCACGGAAGCAGCGCCGCUUGCCAAGGGCACCAGGGUCUGCUCGCAAAGCGAAACGAACCACACCAACCAAAGCUGCAAGACGAGCCAGCAACCCAGCAGCGCAGCAGUCAGCAACGUACCAGCCACAAGCACAGCCAACAGCCGCACAGGGCAGCAGUGA